CCAUCCACGGUGAUCCACCCUAUAAAGAACAAUUACAUACAUGUUCGGUCUGUUUUAGCGUAUCUAAUUUGCUGUAGCUUAAAGUCUACUCUCUGCGUUUCUGACGGCGAUUUUGUCUGACAAGGUCAGGUGAGGAAUUUAGCAAAAUGCUGGCACUAAUCGUGCUUGGUGCUUCCAUUGCUGUGGCAUGCGCACUUGUCUGCACACCGGAGAUUUGUGAAGGAAUAACCCAACCUAUCCUCACAUGCAAGGGCGGCAUUAUCAAAGGGGGAGGCUUCUGUCACUGUACAGAUGUCUGUGCCAAGGUUGAAGGAGAGCUGUGUCAGGCUGAAUUCCAUCACGGCUUCAUCAACAACCUGGGCUACUGCGACACCGACCUGCACUGCGUGCGGAAUUCUACCCUUAUUUUCGGAGGGGGCUGGUGUGUCAAAAACCCUCCUCCGGUCGAUCUUUUAGUUCGACACACUACCGAGCUUCACCAGAAGCGUGACACGGGUGCAGGAAGAACUCUGUGUGAACAAAGAAGACUGACGUCUCUAAUUUCCAUGGUUGUGUGGGAAGGCAAGUGGAUCGCCAAAUGUGAUGAGAAUGGUGACUUCCUGCCCAUGCAGUGCGACAACACAAACCACUGCUUCUGUGUGGACAUUAAGACAGGAGAGGUUCUUGACGGUACCAAGGUGUUAGGGAAUGCUGAGUGCUAAAUCUGUCUUCAGUCAUCACUUAUGGCUACAAAAUCUUUCUGUCCAACAAAACACACAUGCAUUUUAUACAUACAUUCUAUGUUAAUAACAUUCUUAUAAAUCCUUAUAAUCUUUACUUCGUUCCUCACAAGGCCCACAAAAAAGUGCAUCUAUCUACCAUUUGUUAAAGUUUUAUCAAGUUAGGAUUCUGCAUAUUUUUGUGUAACCAGACCACAAUACAUGUAUCUCAAUUCAAAUGAAAGUGAUUAAUAAAUGUUUGAAAAAUAA
Molecule: messenger RNA, 968 nt
Organism: Pomacea canaliculata
Lineage: Eukaryota; Metazoa; Mollusca; Gastropoda; Architaenioglossa; Ampullariidae
Exons: 5
Coding region: 147-701 (184 amino acids)
Source: RefSeq, a predicted model, not a curated record